Molecule: messenger RNA, 2114 nt
Organism: Tachysurus vachellii
Lineage: Eukaryota; Metazoa; Chordata; Actinopteri; Siluriformes; Bagridae
Gene: pnrc1
Product: proline-rich nuclear receptor coactivator 1
Exons: 2
Coding region: 222-998 (258 amino acids)
Biological process (GO): nuclear-transcribed mRNA catabolic process, nonsense-mediated decay
Cellular component (GO): nucleus; P-body
Source: RefSeq, a predicted model, not a curated record
GCGACAUUUUAGCUACACGGUUCCUGAGCUGCGCCAGUUGUGUCGUGUAUCGCGGUCGCUUGUGAACCUUUCGACGAAGUUUUUCUUGUUUUAAGAAAAGGAUUCCGUUCCAGUUUUCCCCUCAUCUAAGAAAGCGUCUCGUUCGCUGUUUGAGAAGGUGUUUAUUUUUUUUUUGCGUAUUCAUCCUCGGACGACGCCAUUUUGGUUCGUCGUGUAUUGUCAUGUAUCCGCCAUCCAGCAACUUUGAUAUCAUGUUGGGCGACACUCUGUUCGUCGAGCCCAGCCUAGACAACUUAAAAAACAACGAACAGAGUCUGUUUGUUAAAUAUGGAAACCUGAACAAAUCGACCCGACGCGCUUUACUGAAGAACGGAGCUCACAGGGUCCGAUUACAGAGCAGGAACGUUUACAAUCAGGCGCAACAGCACCAGAAACAGGCGGUGGUGCUGAGGAUAAACACUGCACGUUUAAACGACAUCAACAACAACAACAACAACAGCAGCAGCGGUGAUGAUAAACCCGCACCACAGGGCAAUAAUACAGAGCUUCCCGCUAACAAAACUGCCCCGGAUGGCUUCACACACUUAAAAACAACAUCCAAGAAAGAGCUGCUGAAAUCGAAAGCAGGAAGGGGAGAAAGAGGAAAUCAGACGAGAAGGCUUUCUCCACACAGCACAGACAAGCACGGGCCAGUUGUUCCUAACCUGAACACACGCUCCCAAAAGAGCAGGCACAACAAAUGUGAAAACGGGGAUACGAGGAAGCCUCUGAGCUCAGGGGAUGCUCCCAGGAUCACAAACGGUGAACUCUCAUCUGAGGAUAAAGAUGCAGAGAAGACCUAUGCCGGAGCCAAGUUUAGUGAGCCACCGUCACCAAGUGUGUUGCCCAAGCCACCGAGCCAUUGGGUGGGUGCAAACAGCCCCAAAAACACCGACAGCAGCCGGGAGCAGAUGUCUGUACAUCUGAAAACAAUACUAAAGGUUCAGUCCUGGCCGUGACUCCAGUCACAAAAACACUUAAACCCUUGAAUAUUUCACUUGAAGUGAAAACACCUUCACAGCAGAAAACAAAUCGCAUUGGAUUCUCAGGCAAAGGAAAAUUGGAAUGAAUUGUAUCCGGACAGUCAGAAAGAAGCUUGGAAGCAUGUUGCAACAGUACGUGUUGAUGUUUGAUCGUAAUAUCAGAAAUGUCUCACUUUUGUCCUUAGAAAGAGACCUUGUGUUUUUUUUUUCUUUUUCUUUCUUUCUUUUUUUUUUUUUUAAAAACUUGUGUAAAUACUGUAAAACAUGUAAUAUGUGUAAAUAUUUUGAACGUUAUUUUAACAGAAGAGUAAAUCUAGUUUUGUUACUGAAGCUAAUGAUGUUUUCAUUAUGAUCUGAUGGAAUGCUCUUUGCAAGUGUACCGAGUGAGGCGAAGCGUGCCGUCUCGUGACGCACAUUACAUGUGAAAGGUUUGCUUAGUUUUGCACAAGACUGAAAAAACCAACACGGGUCCUUUUUAAGAUGUGAGGAUGAACUAGUGCACGGUGCUACAGCUGAAUGCAGCUUUCUACAUCAUUGACUGUCCUGGAAAAGGAUGCAGCUGAUAACUGAAAAGGAAACUUAAGGACCGCGGUGGUGUAUUUGGAACACUGCCAAACUGAAUCAAUUGGACAAAUCACAAAUGAAACACUUCUGAGAAAAAAAAAACUAAUGAUUUUAUACCAAUCUGCAAACAUCAUUCUAGUAACUGAUAUUUCUUUCAAUUCUGUAGCAAUUAAGAAAGUUGUAUUUUGACAGGAAAAUGUGUUUACUGUGACAGAAAGUUUUGUGGUUGUGACGUGUUUUCAUGUCUGUGGAGAAAAGCCAGGCAUCUACUAUCAUCCUUUUUGUUUUGUUUUUUUUUGUUUUUUUGUUCUUUUGUUUCUUUGAACUAAUCUUUAACUAAACCCAAGACAUUUUUUGUAUUCGCUAAAAUUCAACACAUUUUGUUGCAACAGUUUUUAAUUUGGCCUCAUUUUAAGAGAACAGAACAAAAAAGUAACUUGAGUCCAUGUUUAUUUAAUUGAUUAUAAGAAACGUUAUGAACGUUUUUAAUUAAAAGUAUUGAAAUAAAGAAUUUGGCCAUCCCCUUUA